AUGGUCAAGGAAGAACUUUCCGAUUUUGAGAAGCAGCGUCUCGCCAAUAUCGCCGAACGCGAUGCGCUUCUCAAGAAGCUCAGCCUCGAUGCGCACUCGGCGGGCGUCUUCCCCUCGAAGAUGCCGAGAGGCACAACUGGGACUCCAUCAAAGCCCAAGAAGAAGCCUGCGCCUAAGGUGAAGAAGGAGGAGUCUCCGCUCCCCCGGCGCACAUCGUCGCGACUGAGGGGAAUAGCGGCGGAUAGCGAAGUUGCAAAGCGCAAGGCGGACGAGGAGUAUGAUCGCAGGCAAGAGGAGGAAAGGGCGAAGAGGGUCCGGAAAUCGGACUCUUUCUCCUUCAAUGACCUCUUUGUGUCAGGCCAAAAACUGUCCGGAGACGCCUUGAUCGGCGUGGAUGUGGUCACUAAGGGCGUCGCGGUACCGUACCAGCGAACAUUCGGCGAUGAGGACAUCAAGUCCACGGAUGACAAGGACUUGAAGGCGUUAAGGAAAGAAAUGAAUGGCUUGAGCUUGUGGGAAGCUUGGGAACCUAACCGCAUUAAAAUCACACCUGAGCGAAUCUACUCUAUGACAUUCCAUCCGUCUGAAGCGAAGCCCUUGAUUUUUGCUGGAGACAAAAUGGGUCACCUCGGGAUCCUCGACGCAUCUCAGGAGAAGCCAACAUCGGCCGUGAAGAAUGAAGACGAUGAAGACGACGACGACCCUGACCCAGUACUUGUUACACUCAAGCCGCACACCCGCACUAUCAGCUCAAUGACCGUUCACCCUUCGAAACCAACUCAUCUUUACACUGCAAGCUACGACAGUUCUAUCCGUGAGUUGGACCUCGAGAAGACCUCAUCGGUCGAGAAGUGGGCACCGGAGUCUACGUCAGAAGACGUUCCAAUUUCCGGCCUUGACAUGGCUGUCGGAGACAUGAACACAAUUUACUGGACGACCCUAGAUGGCGCAUUCGGCAGGUACGAUAUGCGCACCAAGCGCCAGGGCUCCGCCGCGACCUGGCAAUUAUCAGAGAAGAAAAUUGGUGGCUUCUCGCUUUACCAAACGCACCCGCACUACUUUGCAACUGCCAGUCUCGACCGCACCAUGCGCCUUUGGGAUAUCCGUAAACUAUCCCGAACCGAUCCCACGCCCAUCGGCGAACACCAGAGUCGCCUCUCAGUCUCGCAUGCUGCGUUCAACAGCGCCGGACAGAUUGCAACGUCUUCCUACGACGAUACGUUGAAAUUAUAUGAUUUCAGCUCCAAGGGCAUCUCCUCCUGGAAGCCAGGACACAGCCUUGAUGACUCGGAGAUGAAGCCCGACACCGUUGUACGACAUAACUGCCAAACUGGUCGAUGGGUCACUAUUCUACGCCCCCAAUGGCAACUCAAUCCACAAUCAGCCAUCCAGCGCUUCUGCAUCGGAAACAUGAACCGCUUCGUGGACAUCUACAGUGGCUCUGGCGAUCAGCUCGCCCAACUGGGAGGCGAUGGUAUCACUGCCGUACCUGCGGUGGCCGUUUUCCAUAGAAGUAAGAACUGGGUUGCUGGUGGGACGGCGAGUGGAAAAAUUUGCUUGUGGAUGUAG
Molecule: messenger RNA, 1569 nt
Organism: Aspergillus mulundensis
Lineage: Eukaryota; Fungi; Ascomycota; Eurotiomycetes; Eurotiales; Aspergillaceae
Product: WD domain protein
Exons: 3
Coding region: 1-1569 (522 amino acids)
Biological process (GO): regulation of DNA damage checkpoint
Cellular component (GO): nucleus
Molecular function (GO): DNA binding; protein binding
Source: RefSeq, a predicted model, not a curated record